AUGAAGGCUUUGCUUGUCCUCCUGCUGGGAGCAGCCCUGUGCAUGGACUCGGGUUCUUCUUUGAAAUGCUACAGCUGCACAGCACAGCUCAGCAACUCCAACUGUAAGAUGUCUGUGAACUGUAAGGAUUCGGAAAUGUGCAAGACAGAUGUGAUCGGAGUCAUAGGGCUUUUCAGCAUCAUCAGCAAGGGCUGUGCUUCACCAUGUGAGCCAUCCUAUCAGGACCUCACUGUGGGGAACAGGAAUAUCUCCUGCUGCAGCAACGACCUCUGCAACAUCAAUGCAGCAGGCAGCAUGACGUGCAGCUAUGGGAUGACAGCAGGGAUAUCAGCCAGCAUGCUCUGGACCUUCCUGAACAACAGACUGUGA
Messenger RNA from Struthio camelus australis, 369 nucleotides. RefSeq names its product prostate stem cell antigen (gene PSCA). The record is from RefSeq and is a predicted model, not a curated record. Gene Ontology annotation, cellular component: plasma membrane. Lineage: Eukaryota; Metazoa; Chordata; Aves; Struthioniformes; Struthionidae.